AUGGCCGCUAAUAUGCCACAGAUGGGUGGCGGUGGCCAUGUGCGACGGCCACCGCAGCAGCAGCUGUCACAGUUCGUAUAUACGCAGAUGAUGCAGAAUGCCGUCCAGACGAACGGCUGGCAAGAUCAGGUGCAAGUCAACCUCCGCGUUAGCAACGCGAUGAACUUAAUCACCAACUCGUUCCUCGCCAUGCCCACAGUCGACUCACAACAGCUUGUGUCACACGGCUUGACAUUUGAACGAGACGCCUUCAUCAGUUCACAAGAUAAGGCAAAGCUGUUUAAGAGGCGGCAAGCACAUGAGCAGAGCCUUCAGAGUAGCCUCAAUGCUCAAGCCGCGGCCCAGGCCCAGGCACAGAUGCUGAUGAACCAGAACAUGCAAAUGUCGAGGGGGAUGGGACAACCACCACAGGCGGGAUUUCCACACCUCCAGCAGCCGAUGCAGGCCUCACCUAUGCCCCAGCAACCCCAUCCACCCGGCAUGGGCAUGGCAAAUCCGGGCGGCCUGCCCAUGAAUCCGAACCAGCAGGCCAUGCAGGUGGGCGCGGCACAGAUGCGCCCUCAGCUAUCGAUACAUGCUACCAUGGCCAGUUUGUCGCCCCAGGAUAGAGCCAAAGUCUCGCAGUUAGCCGCCGCGAGACUAAACCAAACUCCGGAGCCUCAACGAAAUCAACUCCGAAUGAUACUCCAGCAGAAACUCGGUGCGCAGCAGUUGGCGCAGCUGCAGCAAGACGGUGUCGAUCCCGUCUUGUCCUAUUUCCAGAGCCAGAUCCUUCAGAAUUCGAAGGGACAGGCUGCUGCGGGCAUUGGAAACAACCAAGCAGCCAUGCAGAUGCAGGCUCAACAGCGGCAGAUGAGCCAACCCGGACAGCAGAUGGCCGCAGCACCGAACAGCGAAUUUGGCCCGUUUUCGAACGUGGAGAGCAUCAUGAACCAGCAGAAGGCAGGAAUGCUGGCCCAGGAGGCUGGGCAGAUGGUGGUGCCGGCGAGCAACGGGCCCGGCCGGAACGCUACUCCUCAGCCUCUGGGUGGUGUGCAGGGCCCCAACCCCGGUAACCAUCCGGGUCCUAACCAAGCCGGUAAUCCUCGCCAGAUACCGCAGCAGUUCACCCACCCUCAGGCUCAGCAACUGAAGAUGGACCAAAUGGCCGCUCAGACGCAGGCACAGAUUAGGGCUCAAGCCCAGGCCAAGCAGGUGCAGGGCCAACCGGGCGGAUUAAACGGUGCCGGCGCCAUAUCACAGAGCCCCGGCAUAAAUACCCUGAACACGCCGGUCCGCCGGACUCCUAUCGGUAUGGGUCAGGCCGAGGGGCAGGCGCAGAUGAACCAGACCGGCGGACCUUUCGGACAAGGUCUGGACCCGCGCUUCAACCAUGGCAACCAGAGGCCGCAGAUGACUGGGAUAGCUGCACUUUCGAGCGUUAACCGCCAGCAUCUCAUGAACGCCAUGCUGUCCCAGAUGCCGCCCGAAUCUCGACAGUUGUUCCUCUCCCUCCCACGGGACAAGGCAGACGAUAUGAUGGCGAAAUGGCUUAGUAACCAGAAUAAGGCGGCCGGCCAGAUGCCCGGACGCGGUCAGCCCCUCCCCGGCCAAUUCGGACAAGGAAAUCCUAUGGCUCAGUUUAACCCGGGGAAUAACGGAGGCCAGCAGCCGCCGAAUCCCGGAAUGCCGAUGAACCAGAACCAGAUGCUGCUUCAGCAGCAGCUAAAUAGGAUGCGAGCUAUGAGUGGACAAAACCGGCCCCCGAUGACUUCCGAUCUCGCCGCGACGAUGGAUUCGAUGGACGUACCGCCGAAGGUAAUGAUGUCGCUAAGGAAUCCCAAUUACUUUCCGGGACUGCCGCAGGAGAUCAAGAAAUGGAUCCAACUGAAGCAGUGGAUCUCUCAGCGAAACGUCGACUCUCGGGUACUCAGUCAAUUGCAACACGCCCAGAAUUACCAGCUCCAGGCUCUGCUCAAGCAGAAUCCCGGCGGGGCCGGCAACCAGAUGUCCCAGCCCAAUAUGUCACCCCAGGGACCACAACCACAGGGUUCUCAGAUGGGCAUCGUGGUUACUCCCCAGGAGUUGCAGACGGCCAAGAACCACGAGAGAUUUAAAGGGAUACCUGACGAGACCAUCAAGAAGAUGCUGAUGCAGAUGAAGAUGAAGGCCAAGGCCAAUGCACAGGCGAUGAACCACAUGCAGACGGCCCAGGCAUCCCAACCGGCCAACGCCAACGUCCCAGCCGCCAUCCAGCCGCCGAACGCCCUUAACAUCUCGCAGCAACGGCAGCAGAAUCCCGGACUCGACGUCAACGGGGCAAACUUUGCCGCUUCCGCGCGAAAUACCAGGCAGCCUCCGAACAAUCGGCCGCCUCAAAUUGCCCCCCCGGCUGCUCCUCAGAAGAAUAGUCUGAAGCGUGCAAGUACAGAUGACUUGGAGGCCCCGAGCCCCUCAAGCAACCCUGCUCAGCGUAGCCUUUCCCAGCAGGCUCAGGCUUCCGCACCUGGAUCGGCGGCUCAACAAGUUCAACUAUCACAUCAGCAGCUAGAGCAAAGACUCAGGUACGAGGCCAUGGCCAAGAGGAGCCAGGCAGGAACCGGGGGAGCUAAUGGCAAUAACGGGCAACCGCUCUCCUUGUCGGAAGAAAUGCAACGCCUCAAAGCCAUCGGACAGGAGGAGCAUCAAAACGCAUCCAAGGAGACGUUCCCAGACAUCCCGAUGAGUCCCGAACAAUACCAAGAUAUGGCCCAGAAGAUCCAGUCGAUAGUCGGAGAGAUGGGCAAGCUCAGCAAAAUCCUAGGCCGGUGGUACAGCCUCAUGCGGCUCCGUCUCAUCCGUCAAUUCGUGGACGGCGAUAAGAUGUCAGUCCUGAAGCCGGCGUUCUCGGUGCGACCCAAAGACUUGGACGGCGUGCGAGGAAUGCUCGAAAGCAUGGCCAAGGACGUGGCGACCCAAUAUCCGCAAGCGUUGAGGAAGAACCCCAACCCGCAACAAAGCGUUACAGAAUCAUCCGGGCCCCAGCAGGGAACGACCGAGCAUACGGUGACACCUCCGACAAACCAGACGGCGCCGUCGAACGCGGCGAACGCGGAAAAGCAACCGCAGACCCUAGGCAAGACGCACCAGCGAACCUCCAGCAGAGGGGGGCAACCACCCGCUGCGCCAACGACCUCGCAGCCUCCGUUCUCCUUUGGCGCGCAGUCUCCUAACGGCCAGCCAACGUAUAUCGGGAAGCCCACCGUCACGCAGGCGGACCUCCACCUGCCGGCGCGGAAGAAGCCCAGGACCGGGCAGUCCGGUCUCGGCUCAGGUGGGGCUAGUGCUAGCUCGUCGCCGCAAGUGCAGAAGAUGCCCUCUCCGGAUAUGGUUAAGCGGCCGGCUCCUACAGAAGUAAAGGCGCCGCCGAAAUUGCAAUACUACUGCCCCGAGUUGAACUGCGAAGCACACGGGAUCGGGUUCGCUACCGAGGAAGCCCAGCGCAACCAUAUCGAAGAAGAGCACGUGAAGCCAAGUCGAAACCCGGUGAAGUACGCGACCGAGAACCUGGCCAACCUGCUCGGGCUCGACUCGAACGGCAAGGUGAAGGCACAGCCGAAGACUCCAGCGACGGCCCCGGGUGCGCCGCCCUCGGCUUCUCCGAUGGCAAAUGACGCGUCGAAGCAAGGACAGACGCCGUCGAGCCGGGCCGAAGCGAUGCCGAUGUCUCGGGAGCCCUCGAUGAAGCGACAGGGCAGCGCGGCAGGCUCUAGGCCUACCGAUCUGGCUAAGUCGCUGGGGGGAAGGGCCGGGACGCCCAAGACGGAUGCCGGGACCAAGGGCGGAGAGAACGCGGCGGCAGCAGCGAAGGCGGAGGAGGGAAUUUCGUCGCAGGCGCCCGGAGCGAACAACAACUGGGCGCUGACGGUUGAUCCGCAAGAUCUUUUCCAGAAGUUGGGAGGUCUCGAAGGCGGCGGCGGGGGUGCGAUCUCGGACAUGAACGUGUACCGGGCGAUAACGCCCAACGAUACGCCGGAAUCUAUCAAGGACAGCGCAUCGUCGGAGCCGAACAGCGACCUCUCGGAUGGGGUGACGCUCAACAUGACGCUGGACAUGGGAUUUGAUUCGUGGCAGCCGUUCGAUAAGGGACAGAACGCCGAUUUUGAUCCGAUCGACGUGGAUAUGGACGGCGUGAACUCGGGCGAGAAUGCCCAAGGGAUCUUUUCGUGGGACGACAUAAUGCAGAAUUUCCAACAACCUUUUGCGUUGGAUACCUCCCUCUACUCAUUAGACACGACAUAG
Molecule: messenger RNA, 4260 nt
Organism: Durotheca rogersii
Lineage: Eukaryota; Fungi; Ascomycota; Sordariomycetes; Xylariales; Xylariaceae
Exons: 6
Coding region: 1-4260 (1419 amino acids)
Source: RefSeq, a predicted model, not a curated record